AUGUUCCACAUCCUGGACCGGGAGAUGCAGUGGCGCCGCGAAAACGGGCGACCAGAAGGCUUCGGAAGCUUGCGAGCACACCGGCCUAUCCUAGCUGUCGGCGCGGAGGACCCAUUGGAAGACCAGAAGAUGUUGGCCGAUUACUUCCAUGGAACGGAUGGUCUUGGUGGCAUCCACGCCACUCACCCUCAUCUCUCUGCUCCCACUGCAUAUGAGCACCUUUUUACUCCAACUCUGGGCAGUGCGGGGAUCGAGCCUGCAGCGGACUGCACUGGGCCAAACGACCAUGCCUUUACCUCCUCCAAACUUCCAGCUCACAAGGAAAUUCUUCGUGCUCUUCGUGACAAUGAACCUGACUCCGUAACGCUGGUUGCAGUAGGCCCGCUGACCAACCUGGCAUUGGCAGCGGCAGAGGACCCCGAGACCUUCCUCCGCGUGAAGGAAGUCGUCGUCAUGGGUGGUGCAAUCAACCAACCUGGAAAUGUCACCCCGAUGGGCGAGUUCAAUGCCUAUGCGGAUGCAGUCGCAGCUGCCCGUAUUUUCGCUCUCACAUCGCCAAACCCGCAUACCACAGUCCCCAUCACCAAGAGUGAUCGGCUUCCGCCAUAUCCAGAAAAGCUUAGUCGUCAGCUAACACUACGUCUGUUCCCGUUGGAUAUCACCCUGCGCCACAAUCUUUCAAAGGGCCAGUUCAGAAAGGCGAUCACACCUCUGUUGGAAGGUGGCUCUCCACUUGCUGAGUGGGUCGAUGCCUUCAUGGGACACACCUUCAAGACCCUGGAGCGCCUGCACCCAGGACAUGUUGGCGAUGAUGCCCAGCUGAGUCUACACGACCCCGUUUGUGUAUGGUAUGCCAUCACAUCCGAGGAUCCCAAGUGGGUCUAUGCGGCGAACUCGCCUGAGGAUAUCCGCAUCGAUUCCUUGGGCCAGUGGACUAGAGGCAUGUGCGUGGUUGAUCGCCGCAAUCGCCAUCGCAUUGAAGGCGAUGAGGAGAGUUCAAGUGACCAUGGUCUCUGGUUGAGUGGCCGUGCAGGUAACCGUAUUUGGCGAAUGGAUGGAUCUCCUGCCGAGGAGAACUUUGGAGACGUCAUUAUCCAAAGACUUUUCAACUAG
Molecule: messenger RNA, 1113 nt
Organism: Penicillium salamii
Lineage: Eukaryota; Fungi; Ascomycota; Eurotiomycetes; Eurotiales; Aspergillaceae
Source: the annotation of a GenBank genome assembly